GCCCCCGGGGGAGGCGUCGCCGCCACCCCUCGGCGGAGCGCUGACAUCAGCCUUAAAAGCCAAGCGGCCGGGCGUGGGAGGCGAGAGUAAGGCGCGGCUCUGCUUAAUCCGGCGGCGCUCGCAGCUACUCUACGCGGAGGAAGAUCACAUUUUUGGAAAUCCAUCACCCAACCACCUUUACCGUCAUGGCAAACCGAGGCCCUGCUUACGGACUCAGUCGGGAGGUUCAGCAAAAGAUCGACCGACAGUAUGAUCCUGAGCUGGAACAGAUUCUCAUCCAGUGGAUCAAGGCCCAGUGUGGGCCAGACAUCGGGGAGCCUGAACCGGGCAAAGACAAUUUCCAGAAAUGGCUGAAAGAUGGCACGGUACUCUGCCGGCUCAUCAACAGCCUGUAUCCGAAGGGCCAGGGGCCCGUGGCCAAGAUCCAGUCUUUCACCAUGGCCUUCAAACAAAUGGAGCAGAUUUCUCAAUUCUUACAUGCGGCCGAGAAGUACGGCAUCCUGGCGUCGGACAUUUUCCAAACGGUGGAUUUGUGGGAAGGGAAGAACAUGGCCUGCGUUCAGAGGACCCUGAUGAACCUGGGCGGUUUGGCAGUCUCCAAAGACGAUGGCUUCUUCGUGGGAGACCCCAACUGGUUCCCCAAGAAAUCGCAGGAGAACCGCCGAGCCUUUUCGGACAACCAACUCCGAGAGGGACAGAACGUCAUCGGGCUGCAGAUGGGGACGAACCGAGGGGCUUCCCAGGCGGGCAUGACGGGCUACGGGAUGCCCCGCCAGAUCCUUUGAGAUCCCGGCCAUCCCGGCCUUCCCCUUCGCCUCCUCCAAUAUCUUCCUUUCUUUUCUGUUCUUUUUGUUUUUUCCAGAGAACUUUCCGAGUUUCUUUUCCAAGAAACAAUCCUUUGGGAUUCUUCCUUUUUUUUUUUCCUCCAGAUUCCUUUUGACCAUUUUUUAAAUAUGACAACAAAAAUUCCUCUAGGGUUUAUUCGGUCGUAUCUCCCCAUUCCUGCUUUUCCUGCCUCAGCCGAGAAUUACUUUCUCCCCUGCCUUUCCAUCGUCUCACGACCCUUCAUUUCUCCAAGGAUGCCCAAAUCUUGAGAUAUAUAUAUAUAUAUUCUCCCCACACACCCUUUUCCAUCCAUUCGGGACCAAUUCUUCUCCCAUCUUGCCUGCCUUUCUCCAAACCUCCGAAAAAGCACUUUCUUUGGAACCAAAACCCAGGGUCGCACUUUUCUUCUGGACCAAAAUUAUUUUCUAAAAAAGAAAGUCUUAUCUAAAGUUUCAGGGGACUUGUUUUGCUUCAUUCCAAAAUACCCAUUAGAUGCUCUUUAGAUGGUGAGCUGCACUCCUGCGUUUCUUCAUUUGGGGUGAAUUUUUGAGGGUCCUGCACUCACGCCCACCCCAAUCUGAAAAAAAAAAUAGGUGAUUCAUUCCUUUCUCCCAAAAGUAACCCCUGGGGAUCUGGGUUGUUGGAAGACCCCUAUCUGGGUUCAUCUUUUUGAGGAGGGGGGUGUUAAGAGGGGACACAACCGUGCAGCUGAGUCUGCUGUCAUCUGUUUAUCUUGCAAAAAAAAAAAAAAAAAUCCUUAAAUCAGUCAAGGAGGAGAAGAGGGGGGAAGACCAGCCUUGGGGUACCCAGAUCCAUGGUGCUGCCUUGCCUGUAUUCACCCUCCACCGUUCGGCCCAGGUGUUUUGGUCUUGGCCUUCGGGUGUUUUGUGGCAAAGCCAGAAGUGACCUUUGAAACGGGCGUGGAAAGUAUUCUGCCUCAAGGCUCUUGAUAAAGAAAUAAAGAUUGCUCAAUUCUUUUGUUUAUGA
Molecule: messenger RNA, 1812 nt
Organism: Pseudonaja textilis
Lineage: Eukaryota; Metazoa; Chordata; Lepidosauria; Squamata; Elapidae
Gene: TAGLN2
Product: transgelin 2
Biological process (GO): actin filament organization
Cellular component (GO): actin cytoskeleton
Molecular function (GO): actin filament binding
Source: RefSeq, a predicted model, not a curated record